Messenger RNA from Cyphellophora europaea CBS 101466, 1521 nucleotides. RefSeq lists its product as uncharacterized. Gene Ontology annotation, biological process: transmembrane transport. Gene Ontology annotation, cellular component: membrane. Bases 1 to 1521 code for a protein of 506 amino acids. The transcript is spliced from 7 exons. The record is from RefSeq and is a predicted model, not a curated record. Gene Ontology annotation, molecular function: transmembrane transporter activity. Lineage: Eukaryota; Fungi; Ascomycota; Eurotiomycetes; Chaetothyriales; Cyphellophoraceae.
AUGGCCGGCACGACCGCCCAGGACGCGCCGAACAGGCAGCCCUCCCUCUCCACCUCCAUCGACAAGGAGAAGAUCUCAAUCGAGCAGCGCGAGCACGACACCGAAGCCACAGCCACCACGACCACCACCGCCGAAGACAUCGCCUUCAAAAAGGCCGAGCGCAAAGUCGUGGCCAAACUCGACCUCUACGUCUGCCCCAUUCUCAUCCUUCUGCAACUCAUCUCAUUCCUCGACCGCGGCAAUAUCGGGUACGCAGCCACGCAGGGCAUGAUCGUCGACAUCAACCUGCGCGGCACGCAGCUCAACACGGCCAUCUCGCUCUUCUAUCCGCUGUAUAUCCUUGCGGAGCCCCCGGCUGCCCUGAUCGUGAAGAGAUUGGGCUUCAAUCGCGUGAUCCCUACGGCGGCGCUGUGUUGGGGCAUCGUGUGUUUGGGAAACGGGUUCGUGCAGAACUUUGCGGGGUUGGCGGUUUGUAGGAUGUUGUUGGGGGCGUUUGAGGGCUUUUUGUUUCCCAGCUUGACGCUCAUGUUGGCGAACUGGUAUAAGCGCGAGGAGAUUGGAUUGCGCAUCUCAUAUCUCUUCAUUGCUGCCGCGAUGGCGAGUGCAUUUGGAGGGCUGAUUGCCUUCGGUAUCCUCUACAUGGACGGCGUGGCGGGAUAUCCUGGCUGGCGAUGGCUCUACAUCAUUGAAGGAUGUGCCACAGUUGCCAUUGCAGCUGCUUGCUACUUCGCAAUCCCCUCCUCCUACACAACCGCGUGGUUCCUCACGGACGCCGAAAAGGCCAUCAUGCGCCGCCGCGCCGAGCUCACCGAGGCCUACUCGGGCGGCAACGGCCAGUACACACGCGCCGAAUUCAUGCUGGCGGUCCGCGACGUCAAGACCUGGCUGCACGGCGUCAUCCAGGUUAUGUGUCUGACGGUGCUGUACGGCUUCAGCGUUUUCCUCCCUAUCAUCCUGCGGUUCGGGUUCAACUACAGCGUCAAGCAGAGCCAGUACCUGUCGAUUCCGGUCUUUGCGUGGGGCUCGCUCGUAUAUGGCAUUGCGGGGUACUUGAGUGAUCGCUUCAGUCGCCGGUUCUUGGUCUGUGUGCUCUGCGCGCCGGUCGGAGUCGUGGGCUAUGCGGUGUUGCUGGGUGGUGAGGCGGUCAGUGUGGGUGUCAAGUACUUUGCGACCUUUCUCAUUGCGAGCUGUGCUUGGAUGUUGGGUGGUGGGAAUUUGGCUUGGCUUAGUACGAACACGGCGCCGGACGGCAAGCGAGCAGCUAGCAUUGGUAUAGCGCUAUCAUUGGGCAACGUUGGAGGCAUCAUUUCUGGCCAGAUCUACCCUCAAACCAUGGCUCCAGCGUACACACUCGGCCAUGCAUGGUCUCUUGGAGCCGUUUCGAUCUGCUUCUGCCUCUGGUGGGUGCUGCGGCAUAUCUACUACAGGCGUGAGGAGGUGAAGGAGCAGAUGCGUGCAGGUACCGUGCCCAGUCUGGAGCAUUUUUCGGAUCGGUCGCCCGAUUACCACUACCAACACUAA